Chara braunii is the source of this 1607-nucleotide messenger RNA. NCBI's taxonomy places the organism in Eukaryota, Viridiplantae, Streptophyta, Charophyceae, Charales, Characeae. The record is from the annotation of a GenBank genome assembly.
CUUCGGGCACAGCAGUGCAUGACACUGCUCACUCGAUCACAGACCAAGGCCAUGGACCGGAAGGCGGGGGAAUCCCUCCUGAGCUAUGAGGAACGCCUGGCGGCAUUCAUUCAAGAGGCCAACGAUAGGGCCGCCGCUGCGGCCAAGGAACGUCAGCAGCUUGAACAAGAGGAGGAGGCCAAGCGACAGAAGGAGGAACGGGACCGACUUCGUCAAGAGGAGGCAGACCUGCAAGCGGCAGCUGAACACCGGUCACACCAGCGGGAACGACUAUUCACACGGGAGACCGUGAUCGGCGAGGAGGCCGCACGUUGGGUGGAAAUGGCAUCUACAGACGAGGCCCCGGAGACUGAGAAAGGGUUGUCAGCCCUUGCACAGGUCUCCCACGACCUCGUGGCCACCUGCGCUCUGCAGCAGGAGGAAAUCCUCCACCUGCAGCAGACAGUGGACCAGAUGCUCGCACGGCUGCAGGCGUUGGAAAAACAGCCAGCAGCUGUAGCAGCCGCAGGGCCUGCAAACCUUGCGACCCGCGUUCAAGUCUUGGAGGACGACGUCGGCAAUAUCAAGCGUGCGCAUCAGGACUUCCGGACGUCGCAGCAAGCAACGAACUUGCAGUUGGAGACGCAGGUCCAGGCGGCUGCCACCGUGACGCUCGCCGCCGCAUCCUCCAGGCGCCCACCCAAGCUAGAUGACAUUCCUGUCUUCUGCGAUCAGUCCAAGACGGAACCGAUCCCGUGGUGGCGCCAGUUUACUCUCCGGCUCGACAUGCACCAUAUCCCGAACAACGAUCCACAUCCGUGCUUGUACCACCGAUCUGGUGGUGCGUGUCAAGCAUGGCUGGACAACAUCUUGACCAGCCACGGCGUAGCAGUGUCGGAACUACACACCAAGCUCACUUGGCAGGAGUUGACUGACGUCUGGCACAAGCGAUUCCAAGUGGAGCCGCCCGACCUGCAAGCGAUGGACAAGCUCAACAAGCUCCAUCAAAACACGCUGCUCAGUCAGGACUGGAUCACCGAGUUUCAAAGACUCGCCUCCACACCUAACCUGCCGCUCGCAUUCCGCGUCAUCAAGCACUUGUUUAUCAUGCGCUCAUGUCCGGCGCUGCAAAACGCGCUUACGCAGAUUGAAGAGACACUCGACACAUCCGACAAGCUUUUUAGUACAGCGUCACGGAUCAUUCUGACAAAUAUCGAAGCCCGCAAUGCAGGCCGAUCUUUCGCGACGACGAGCGGCACCCAGCUCAAGCCAAAGGUGGCUUGCAUUAUUUCUUCCGAGGCUGCAACACCAAACGAGGGUGAAGUGUUGGCAGCUGUCCGGGAUGGUCGCCGGCCGCGCAACAACCAUGGCCGCGACAAGACGAAGACUCRAUCCACCUCAACACCGAGCACCGGAUCAGCCGCCGACGAACCUUGGGUACAAUACGGACUCUCGGCAAACUCUUAUCGCACGCGACUCAAGUACCGGUAUUGCCUUUGGUGCAACAGCACCAUCCACGAUGCUGCACAUUGCCCCACCAAGGGGAAACCCCGUCAGGGAAAGUAGGCGCCGCCGAGGGAUACUCGACACCUCCCUCGACGCCAUCGGAAGCGGUUGUGGCCACGACC